Molecule: messenger RNA, 4576 nt
Organism: Mugil cephalus (flathead mullet)
Lineage: Eukaryota; Metazoa; Chordata; Actinopteri; Mugiliformes; Mugilidae
Gene: nes
Product: nestin
Exons: 4
Coding region: 188-3943 (1251 amino acids)
Biological process (GO): positive regulation of intermediate filament depolymerization
Cellular component (GO): intermediate filament
Molecular function (GO): CCR5 chemokine receptor binding; intermediate filament binding
Source: RefSeq, a predicted model, not a curated record
CAGUAUGAAAGGGAAGCCUCUAGCUGGCAGUCACACAUCCAGAGCCUCGGAGGAGCCUCACUUACUCAAAAAAACCUACACACUGACUCAGGCCUGGGCACAGGGGUACAUUUGGCUGCCAAAUCCUAAUCAGUGCAACUCAGAGUGAGGCCUAGGUUUGCCAAACUCUCUAUUUUCGAAUACUGACAUGGAGCUCCACAGUGCCCAUAAAAUCUUCCACCCCACCCACCUGGGUGACGAGAAGCAACAGAUGCUUAACCUUAACCAACGCCUAGAGACUUACCUGAGCAGAGUCAAAGUACUGGAGGAGGAAAAUGCGCUGCUUGCAAAGGAGAUCCAAGUUAUGAGAUACAAUAAUCAGGGAGCUUUGACUCGAAGGAAGGGACUGGAGGAAGAACUGCGGCAGGCAAGGCUGGAGGUGGAUGCUGUUUGGAGGGACAGAGUCUUCACAGAGCUGGAAGUUAGCAAGUUGACUGAGGAGCUUCGCGACCUGCAUCUGCAGAGGCAGAGGGAGGCUCAGGCCCAAAUGAAGGCCAAGACAAAGAUGGAGCAAAGCAGAAAAGAGCUGGAGGAGGAACAGAGGGCACAGAUCUGGCUGAAGGAGAAGGUCAGGCAGCUGGAACAGGAGAUGCAACUUCUUAUUCAAACCCAUCAAGAAGAUGUGGUCCAUUUGGAGGCCGCAUUGACCCAUUCCUCAGCCACAAUGCCUCACACACUGGCUCAAAGGGACAACCAGGCGGCAAACCUCCGCCAGUUGGAACAUGAGUACUCCCAGAAAGCCACCAGAGCAUGGCAGGAAGCAGCAGAAGCCUAUCAGGGCCAGCUGGAUCAACUAGAGGAGUCUCUUAACCAAGCCAGGAGCCGUUUGACCCAUGUGAGCCAGGAGAAGUGGGAGAGCCAGUUGAAGCUCCAGGCCUUGGAGAAGGAGAUCACCUCAGCUCAGGAUGUCAGGCUGCAUCUGGAGAAGACUGCUGCCCAACAGAGAGAGAGACACAGCCAGGAUAUCCAGCAGCUCCAGGAGCACUUACAGGACCUGGAGGUGGAGAAAGAGGAAUUGGGCCAGGAAAUUGAUCACCUCCUCUUGGAGAACCAAGGCCUGCUGCAGCUGAAGAUGUCUCUGGGCCUGGAAGUAGCAACAUACAGAGCUUUGCUGGACAGUGAAAGUUUCAGGGGAGAUGGCUCUUUGUUAAAUCAGCCAAGACACGUUUCCAUCACAGAUGCAGUGUUCCACUCCCAGGGGGUUAAAAAGAAUUACCAGACCCAGCUGCCAGCUCGCCUCAAGACCACAUCCCUCUCAUCUGUCUAUGGCUUAACAGGAAAGACAGUGGUCACUGCAACACCGGGCUGGAGUAGGAAACCUGUUACUUUGACUGACACUCAGAAGAUUUCAAGAAAACCUACCGAAGUAGAUGCAAAGUCAGCAACACUGGACAUUUCAUAUCCAAAAAUACUAUGUGAUGGAGCGGUUGAAAGUUUCAGACCACAGGAAGUUAAUGAAAAAGUCACAUAUGCUGCGCCUUUGUCACCUACUAAUGAGCAAGAAGCAUCAGGGGACAAAGAAGGAGAGGGGGGUUGUAUUAAUGCUGAUGUUGAACCUCCUGAGGAACAAACAGUUGUUGAGUCAGUGAUCAGUUAUCAGGUUAAGUCUGGCCUCAGGAGUGAGCCAUCAUUCCACGAUAGAAUGACAGGACGGGAUGAAUCUGAUAAGGAUGAGACUUAUGAUGGGGAAGCUGAAAAACAAGAUGUGCUGCAGCUACCUGCUCUAGUUGAUACAUAUGUAAUAGAUGAGUGUAUUAGCAAAGAAACAGACCAAGAGCAAGGAGAGUCCUCAGAUUCUGAAACAGAAGCAGUGCUCAAAAAAACUUCCGAAUCUAGGCCAAGCAGUCCCGAAUCUGAAUGUGAACCUGAGGAAAGUGCGAUUAACCAAGAGACAGGUUACCACCUUGAUGCAGCUGUAAGACAAGGUAAAAGCUGCCCAGUGGCAGGAACACACGACACAGAUGUUGAGGAGAUGUUAUACCCAGAUGGAGAAGAGAUGGAUACGUGGGAUAGUGUAAUAGAAAAGAAGGUUGAUCUAAAGACAGAUGAAGGAAUAGAAAAUGAUGAUGAGAAAAGACAGCAUGCUGAACCAGAGGAUGACAUAUCAGCAAAAGAACCAGAUUAUGUAAAGCGAGAAAUUAGUCUGGAUGUGGUUAGAGAUGACGAUGUAGUCUCUACACUGAUGAUCACACAAGAAGAUGACAGAGCGCGAAGUCCAAUAGAUCAGGAGAAUGCACCACAAUCUGACAAAGACGAAGAUGAUGAAGAGGACUCUCAAAAUGUCUCUGUGUCAUGGAGGACGGAGCUGGAGGGUGACAGCUACGCUCAGGAUAACACUCUGGCUGACACUCGUCCUCUGAUUCGAUACAAAAGUGAUGAGACUGACGGCAACACUCAUGCAUCACACAUAGACGAGAGCGAGUCUAGCGAAGGUGAACAGGAAAAAAAGGUCGGCGAGACGGAAGCAUUGAGUGAAGGCAAGUCAAAGAGAUUUGGAACAAUGGAAGACCUGUGCGAAGAUGUUGAGGAGGAAACAGUGGAUGAGGAUAUUGAUCUAGGAUAUACUCACAUUAAAGAGAGGGAUGUGGGCCAAGGUGCAAUUGCAAAUGAGAUCACAGAAAGCGAAGAAGAAAUGGACAAAGUCAGUGAGGGACAUUCAGAUGAAGAAGUCGAAGAACUUGCUAAACGCGUGGUAAGCACAAAUGAAGGAUAUGACGAGGAACUGGAUACAGACAGACUGGUGGAACAAGAAUUAGAAAAUCUGUCCACAGACAGCUAUAGUGCUCACUUUGCACAGCAACAGGUCAGUGACGAGGUUGACCAGAAGUAUGUCGGAGAAAUGACAGAGCAAGUAGAACAGAUUGAAAUAGCGAAACCAGAGGAUAUGUCUCCCUGUGAGGCUGGAGAGAACCAAGAAUCUCCCACUACAGUUAUUGAACAGACGUCUGAGAAACUAGUUUUCAUUGAUUCAUCAUUGGCCACGCCUGAAACAGACACCAUGGCAGAGGAGGACAUUGAGCGUAAAGAUGAGGAAGAUGUAGAAACAACACAGAAAAGAGAAGAAGAGGAUGAACACAAUGUGUCUCUUGUGACACAUGCGGACGUAACAGAGGAUCUGUAUGGUGUCAGUGACUGCAUCAGCAGGUCUUAUAUGGAAGAAGACAACAACUCAGAAGAUAUAAACUCUGUGUCACUGACAAAGGCAGGUCAAGAGAAUCUGCAGGAUGAGGCUGAUCCCACCAAGGAGAUAGAGGAUGAAACAUCUACUGAAACAUCUAACGAGCCUCAAGAACAUCUAGUUGUGGAUGUUGCAGACUCUCAGGAGCUUCCUGAAGCUCCAGAAACAACUGAGUGGGAAGUCCUAGAGAACCCAAGAGAGGACUUUGAAACCAGGGAUCAGAAUGAACAUGAUCAAAAAUGUGACAAUGUUUCUAAAUCAGCUCAUGAAGAUAUGAUGACACGCCAAGAAGAGUCCCUGGAGAUUUCCCCCGACACUACACAUGCUGAAAAAGAAAUCUAUUUUGUGAAAGAUUCAACAGAUAAUGCCCUCCAUGGUUUCUUCUCCUCUGGUGUAACGAAUGACUUCUGGGGGUCCUCCUGGGAGAGUGGGGCAACCAAUCAGAUUGAUGAUGCCUGUAAUGAAGUAGCUGAGCAAGCCAAUCAGAAUUUAGGAUUUACUGAAAAACUUGUUUGGGGAAAUUUGGAACACCCAAAUGUGGUUAACGGAAAGUCUAGGGUUCACACCGACUCAUCUGAAGCCCCAGCUGCAGAGAAAGAGCAAGAAGAAAUGCACAUGGAGGUGAAGCAUGUGUUGUGCAGAAAGGUUGUUGAAGGGGAAUAUGUUCAUUCUGAGGAGUCUGAAGCUGAGGGAGAGCUGUGGUCAUCUGGGGAGGAACAGGCAUAGAAUGUAGUGAGGAGAUAGGUUUAAACUGUUUUUUUUAAUGAUAGUCAGGUUGUGUUUUCUGUAUAAUUCAUUAAAUAUGAAAACCAAAUCCGUGCCUUGGUGCUCUCCUUGGCGACGCUGUCUAUCAAUGUGCCAAUGCUCUCUAUAAAGACACUGAGAACUUGUCUUGUUCGAACUGACACAUUUGACUUACACUGUCUUUGCUAAUGGUCCAAAAUUUCAGUCUUUUAGUGUGCAUGUGACAGAAGAUCAGGAGAUUGUGCAUGAGGGAACAGCAUGAACAAAGAAUGUCAUUUGAAAGUCAAAGCAUUUAUUGAUCUUUGCCUAAUCUGAUUUUUGUGACUGAUGGAAAACAAUGAGACCAGAAGGGUAGAAUUCCUUAUCUAUUUAUUAGUGCAUCAAACCAACAGCUAGUGUUUCUGCAAGUGACUUGUUUCAUUUCGCCGGACAACUACUGACUCAUCUUUGAAUGUUUUACAAAUGUAGAAUAGGUGAUGGUGGUCAUAAAUCAGUUCAGAUAAGCAAACUGUUAGGGUUAUAUUUGGGCAGUCUGUGAGAACACAGGUUUAUUUCUGAAAGUUUAAUUCUACUAUGGUACAUAAAGUUCAAAAUAAAAUGUAGAUUCAGAAUAAA